GAUCUCACAAGUCCAAACUCCAAUCCAAUCUCUGACUGCUACGAUUAGAUCCCAAAAUUAUAACUCGCGCUUCCACCGAGUCAACUCGCCGCCAUUGACGAUCCACCGUGAGCUCCACAAACUGGUUCCAGUAGGACCAAGAUCAUAGGCGAAUCCAGAGGCCUCCUCCUCCCCCUUCCUCUGAGCCACUCACUGAGUCGCAGCAACUCGUCUUUAACUCGGGAAUGGCUUCUUCGGAAGCCGAUUCCCGGCUCAGCCAGGUCCUGGUCCCCGCGCUCGAGAAGAUCAUCAAGAACGCCUCGUGGCGGAAGCACGCCAAGCUCGCUCACGAGUGUAAAUCCGUCAUCGAAACCCUAACCUCGCCGCAGAAGGAGCUCCAAUCGCCGCCUUCCGAUGAUGCCGCCGCCGGAGAGCCUGAGGCCUCCGUCCCUGGCCCGCUCCACGCUGGAGAUACUGUUGAGUACUCUCUGGCUGAGUCCGAAUCGAUCCUCUCCCCUCUCAUCAACGCCGCCGGCUCCGGCGUCUUGAAGAUCGCCGAUCCCGCCGUCGACGCUGUCCAGAAGCUCAUCGCUCUCGGCUACCUCCGCGGCGAAGCGGAUGCCGCCGGUGGCUUGCCGGAGGCGAAGCUUCUAGCGAGCCUGAUUGAAUCAGUGUGCAAGUGCCACGACCUGGGCGACGACGCCAUUGAACUCCUCGUGCUGAAGACGCUACUUUCGGCGGUAACUUCGAUUUCGCUGAGAAUUCACGGUGAUUGCUUGCUCUUGAUUGUGAGGACUUGUUAUGAUAUUUAUCUUGGUAGCAAGAAUGUGGUGAAUCAAACGACGGCAAAAGCGUCGUUGAUUCAGAUGUUAGUGAUUGUGUUCAGGAGGAUGGAGGCUGAUUCAUCCACGGUUCCGAUUCAGCCCAUUGUGGUGGCUGAAUUGAUGGAACCUGUGGAAAAAUCUGAUGUAGAUAGCUCCACACAGUUUGUACAGGGUUUUAUCACAAAAAUUAUGCAGGACAUUGAUGGGGUUUUCAACCCAGCUACAACGCCGAGUAAGUUGUCCGCGUUGAGUGGCCAUGAUGGCGCGUUUCAGACCACCGCCACGGUGGAGACAACGAAUCCAGCGGAUUUGUUGGAUUCCACUGAUAAGGAUAUGUUGGAUGCUAAGUAUUGGGAGAUCAGUAUGUAUAAGACAGCUUUGGAGGGGAGGAAAGGGGAGCUGGUGGAUGGGGAACUGGUAGAGAGGGAUGAUGAUUUGGAGAUUCAGAUUGGAAAUAAGCUGAGGAGAGAUGCUUUUUUGGUAUUCAGGGCACUUUGUAAAUUGUCCAUGAAGACACCGCCUAAGGAGGCCUCUGCUGAUCCCCAGUUGAUGAAGGGGAAGAUUGUGGCUCUGGAGUUGCUGAAGAUUUUACUGGAGAAUGCUGGAGCUGUCUUCAGGACCAGUGAGAGGUUCUUGGGUGCCAUCAAGCAGUACUUGUGCUUAUCAUUGUUGAAGAAUAGUGCUUCAACUCUUAUAAUUGUAUUUCAGCUAUCAUGCUCCAUCUUCAUCAGUCUGGUAUCAAGAUUUAGAGCUGGAUUGAAAGCAGAAAUUGGAGUUUUUUUCCCAAUGAUUGUUCUCAGGGUUCUAGAAAAUGUUGCGCAACCUAAUUUUCAGCAAAAGAUGAUAGUGCUUCGUUUUCUAGAGAAACUUUGUGCUGAUUCACAGAUAUUGGUAGACAUUUUUAUAAAUUAUGACUGUGAUGUCAAUUCAUCAAACAUAUUUGAGAGGAUGGUCAAUGGACUUCUCAAAACCGCCCAAGGUGUCCCUCCUGGUGUGACAACCACACUUUUGCCACCUCAAGAGGCAACUCUAAAACUGGAAGCCAUGAAAUGCUUGGUUGCUGUUUUAAAAUCGAUGGGAGACUGGAUGAACAGACAAUUGCGCAUUCCAGACCCUCAUUCAGGGAAGAAAGUAGAAGCAGUUGAUAAUGGCCAUGAAGUUGGAGGUCUUCCCGUGGUAAAUGGGAAUGGAGAAGAGUCAGUUGAAGGAUCGGAAACUCAUUCUGAAAUCUCCAAUGAAGCAUCUGAUGUUUCAUCUAUUGAACAACGCCGGGCUUAUAAACUAGAACUUCAGGAAGGUAUAUCACUUUUCAAUAGAAAGCCAAAGAAAGGAAUUGACUUCCUCAUCAAAGCCAACAAAGUGGGUAAUUCACCAGAGGAUAUAGCUGCUUUUCUUAAAGAUGCAUCUGGGUUGGACAAGACUUUAAUUGGUGAUUAUCUGGGAGAAAGGGAAGAAUUAUCCUUGAAGGUAAUGCAUGCCUAUGUGGACUCUUUUGAAUUUCAAGGGAUUGAAUUUGAUGAGGCUAUCAGGACCUUUCUCCAAGGCUUUAGACUGCCUGGUGAGGCGCAGAAAAUUGAUCGAAUCAUGGAAAAAUUUGCUGAACGUUAUUGCAAAUGCAAUCCAAAAGUCUUUUCUAGUGCUGAUACAGCAUAUGUUCUUGCCUAUUCUGUAAUAAUGCUGAAUACUGAUGCUCACAAUCCUAUGGUGAAGAAUAAGAUGUCUGUUGAUGAUUUCAUAAAAAACAAUCGUGGCAUAGAUGAUGGAAAAGAUAUGCCAGAGGAAUACCUGAAGUCAUUGUUUGAGAGAAUAUCUAGAAAUGAGAUCAAAAUGAAAGAUGUUAAUCUGGAACCCCAACAAAGACAGGCUGUGAACCCUAACAGGAUCUUAGGCUUGGAUAGUAUAUUGAAUAUUGUGAUUCGUAAGCGUGGCGAAGACGGUCAUAUGGAAACCAGUGAUGAUCUAAUCCGGCGUAUGCAAGAACAAUUCAAAGAAAAAGCUCGCAAAACAGAGUCAGUCUAUUAUGCAGCAACUGAUGUUGUAAUCCUUAGAUUCAUGAUUGAGGUGUGUUGGGCACCAAUGUUAGCUGCUUUCAGCGUUCCUCUAGACCAAAGUGAUGAUGAAGUUGUAAUAGCUCUGUGUCUUGAAGGCUUCCGCUAUGCUAUUCAUGUUACUUCUGUAAUGUCCAUGAAGACACAUAGAGAUGCCUUUUUGACUUCAUUAGCAAAGUUUACCUCCCUCCACUCUCCUGCUUAUAUCAAGCAGAAAAAUGUAGAUGCAAUCAAGGCAAUAGUUACUAUUGCUGAUGAGGAUGGGAAUUACUUACAAGAAGCUUGGGAGCAUAUCUUGACUUGUGUUUCCCGAUUUGAGCAUCUACAUCUUCUCGGAGAGGGGGCUCCACCAGAUGCCACGUUUUUUGCUUUUCCUCAGAAUGAUUCUGAAAAAGCAAAGCAAACAAAAUCAACUAUUCUUCCAGUUCUGAAGAAGAAAGGACCUGCAAGGAUGCAGUAUGCCGCUGCCACGGUGAUGCGUGGUACAUAUGAUAGUAGCGGAAUUGGCAGUAAUGCUUCUGGAGCCGUCACCUCAGAACAGGUGAACAAUCUGGUCUCUAAUUUGAAUAUGUUGGAACAAGUUGGAAGCUCAGAAAUGAAUCGCAUAUUCACUCGGAGUCAGAAGUUGAACAGCGAGGCCAUAAUAGAUUUUGUUAAGGCUUUAUGCAAGGUCUCCAUGGAAGAAUUGAGAUCUCCAUCCGAUCCACGGGUGUUCAGCCUUACGAAGAUAGUUGAGAUUGCGCACUAUAAUAUGAACCGUAUCAGGCUUGUGUGGUCAAGCAUCUGGCAUGUUCUUUCAGAUUUCUUUGUAACCAUUGGUUGUUCAGGAAACCUUUCAAUCGCAAUUUUCGCAAUGGAUUCCUUGCGUCAGUUGUCAAUGAAAUUUCUUGAGCGGGAAGAGUUGGCUAAUUAUAAUUUUCAAAAUGAAUUUAUGAAGCCUUUCGUCAUUGUUAUGCGAAAGAGUAGUGCUGUAGAAAUUAGAGAACUUAUUAUCAGAUGUGUCUCUCAAAUGGUCUUAUCUCGUGUCAACAAUGUCAAGUCAGGAUGGAAGAGCAUGUUCAUGGUAUUCACAACAGCAGCAUAUGAUGAGCACAAAAACAUUGUACUCUUGGCUUUUGAGAUUAUUGAGAAGAUUAUUCGAGAUUACUUUCCACACAUCACUGAGACUGAAACAACUACCUUUACAGAUUGUGUGAAUUGUCUAAUUGCAUUCACCAAUAGUAGAUUUAACAAAGAGAUUAGCCUAAAUGCCAUUGCUUUCCUUCGAUUUUGUGCAACAAAACUGGCAGAAGGAGACCUUGGCUCUUCAUCAAGGAAUAAGGACAAGGAAACUUCUGGAAAGAUUUCUGCACCUUCACCUCGAACAGGAAAAGAGGGGAAACAAGAUAAUGGAGAAGUGUCAGACAAGGAUGAUCAUCUCUAUUUCUGGUUUCCUUUGUUGGCUGGUUUGUCUGAGCUAAGCUUUGACCCAAGGUCUGAGAUAAGGCAGAGCGCUUUGCAAGUCCUAUUUGAAACCUUACGCAACCAUGGCCACCUCUUUUCACUGCCUUUAUGGGAACGAGUUUUUGAAUCAGUCUUAUUUCCAAUAUUUGAUUAUGUUCGUCAUGCUAUUGAUCCUUCAGGGAGUAGCUCCCCGGUCAAUGAAGUAGAAACUGAUGGUGAGCUUGACCAAGAUGCAUGGCUUUACGAGACAUGCACAUUAGCUCUCCAAUUAGUGGUUGAUCUUUUUGUCAACUUCUAUAAUACUGUUAAUCCACUUUUAAGAAAGGUGUUGAUGCUCCUUGUAAGCUUUAUAAAGCGCCCUCAUCAAAGUCUGGCUGGCAUUGGUAUUGCUGCAUUUGUUCGAUUGAUGAGUAAUGCUGGGGAGCUGUUUUCUGAUGAAAAGUGGUUAGAAGUGGUUUUGUCACUAAAAGAUGCAGCGAAUGCAACACUCCCUAACUUUUCAUUCCUUGACAGUGGAGACUUUGUGACUAGAAAUCAUGAACAGACUUCAACAGAUGAAGAUGAGAAUGAUCCUGCUAAGUCUGACUCACCUGAUAAUUUAGAAAGCCUGAGGAAUCGUCAUCUUUUUGCAUUUUUAUCUGAUGCAAAAUGCCGAGCUGCUGUCCAGCUUUUAUUGAUUCAGGCGGUGACGGAGAUCUACAACAUGUACCGUUUUCAACUUUCAGCAAAAGCCAUGCUAGUCCUGUUUGAUGCUUUGCAUGAUGUGGCAUUACAUGCUCACAAGAUUAACAGCAAUACUAUUUUACGUUUCAAGUUACAAGAGUUUGGCUCCAUGACCCAAAUGCAAGACCCUCCAUUGUUGCGCCUUGAGAAUGAGUCCUACCAAAUAUGCCUCACAUUUUUACAGAACCUCAUUGUGGAUAAACCUCCUUGUUUUGAGGAGGCUGAGGUUGAGACUCAACUAGUUCGUCUUUGUCACGAGGUAUUGGAGUUUUACAUUGAAGUUGCAGGUUUUCGACAAGCAUCUGAAUCUUCUCUUGGUAGACGCCAACAUUGGUUUAUUCCUCUAGGCUCUGGGAAGCGGAGAGAAUUGGCUGCGCGUGCACCACUUGUUGUGGCUACUCUCCAGGCUAUUAAUCAUUUGGGAGAAAUUUCUUUUGAGAAGAACCUGCCACAUCUUUUCCCUCUCCUCUCAAGCUUGAUAAGUUGUGAACAUGGGUCAACUGAGGUCCAGGUAGCUCUCAGUGAUAUGCUAAGUUUAUCAGUUGGUCCUCUUUUGCUACGGUCAUGUUAAUCGUUUGGGUAAGAUACACCCUGCAUUUUGAGAUGCGGGUUAUUUUUUCUGAAUCUUUUUGUUCAUAUUUCUGUCCUCUCUUUUGCCUUGGAUUACUUCACAGAAAAACAGUUUCAUAGUGGAUCAAAAAAUUGUAGUGAUUGUUGUGUUCAGAUAUAGCUUCAAUUUCUACAUUUUAGAAGCCUAGCUUUUCCAAUCAGAAUUCAUAUGUAUUACCAGGAGGAUUGGUCUUGUAUGCUUAACUUUCCCCAUUUUUGAAAAGAAUGAAUUUUUUAUCAA
Messenger RNA from Lotus japonicus, 5867 nucleotides. RefSeq names its product brefeldin A-inhibited guanine nucleotide-exchange protein 2. Gene Ontology annotation, biological process: regulation of ARF protein signal transduction. The record is from RefSeq and is a predicted model, not a curated record. Gene Ontology annotation, molecular function: guanyl-nucleotide exchange factor activity. Lineage: Eukaryota; Viridiplantae; Streptophyta; Magnoliopsida; Fabales; Fabaceae. The transcript has 11 exons. The coding region runs from base 225 to 5588 and encodes 1787 amino acids. Gene Ontology annotation, cellular component: trans-Golgi network.